This is a messenger RNA of Debaryomyces hansenii CBS767, 1527 nucleotides long. It is a transcript of the gene CLB2, whose product is annotated as B-type cyclin. Gene Ontology annotation, cellular component: centrosome; nucleus; cytoplasm. The record is from RefSeq and is a predicted model, not a curated record. Gene Ontology annotation, molecular function: cyclin-dependent protein serine/threonine kinase regulator activity. The transcript has a single exon. Bases 1 to 1527 code for a protein of 508 amino acids. Gene Ontology annotation, biological process: regulation of cyclin-dependent protein serine/threonine kinase activity; G2/M transition of mitotic cell cycle. NCBI's taxonomy places the organism in Eukaryota, Fungi, Ascomycota, Pichiomycetes, Serinales, Debaryomycetaceae.
AUGCCACAAACCGUUAAUAAUGAGAAUGAAUACAGGUUAACCAGGUCGAAAGCAAUGCAGAACCAGAGCUUGCGAGGGAACGAAGGGGGGCCCAAGACACACGCACAAACACAGAUGGAGGCACAGAGCCAGAAAGGAGGACGAGGAGAGGCGGUAAUGGGAGAUGGAAACGGCGACACGAAGGACGGGUUGUACAAUUUGUCACAGCACUCGUCGGAGGAGGUGUUGGCGGGAACACGAAGCUACUUGGGAGACGUCUCGAACCAGUACGGGUCGAGUGGUGUCAAGCCCAAUAUGGGGUCGAAAAGACGGCCGCUUGGGGGAGAUAAUGCUCCGUUGCAGCAGCACCAGCGGAUUAUGUUGAAGCCAAACAAUUCGAGCACGAACACUAAUCAUUUACUUGCAUCACAACCGAAAGACACCGUCACGACGACCACCGCGACUAUUAAUGACAACACUAACGGCAAUAUCACUACUAAUAAUCAUACAUCUGCAUCGUCAUCGAACUCGUCGACCCAGAAUCUCGCAGUGCCUGCCAGGAUGCCGCAGAAGAGACAGGCCACCGAGUCGUCCACCAAUUUGGUGGAAAAAUUGCACAUCUCGGGUCCCCACAGCAACCACGUCUCGUACAAAAAGUCGAGAAUCAUCGACUACGAAUGGCAGGACUUGGAUGAGGAAGACAUUGACGACCCCUUAAUGGUAAGUGAGUAUGUCAAUGAUAUCUUCCCCUACCUCAGCGAGUUGGAACACAAAACAUUACCUGACUCGCAAUAUUUGUUUAAACAAAAGCAUUUGAAACCCAAAAUGAGAUCCAUCCUUGUCGACUGGCUUGUUGAAAUGCACACCAGAUUCCGCUUGUUGCCGGAAACCUUAUUCUUGGCUAUCAAUAUCAUGGACAGAUUCAUGUCGCUCGAAAUCGUCCAGAUCGACAAAUUACAACUCUUGGCCACAGGAUCCUUAUUUAUCGCUGCCAAAUACGAGGAGGUGUUUUCUCCCUCUGUUAAAAACUAUGCAUAUUUUACUGAUGGUUCAUACACUGAAGAUGAAAUCUUACAGGCCGAAAAAUAUAUCUUGACCAUCUUGAACUUCGACCUUAACUAUCCUAACCCCAUGAACUUUUUGAGAAGAAUCUCAAAAGCCGACGACUACGAUGUCCAAUCAAGAACAUUAGGUAAAUACUUACUAGAAAUCACAAUAAUUGACUACAAAUUUAUUGGCAUGUUACCGUCGUUAUGUUCGGCUUCGGCCAUGUACAUUGCCCGGUUGAUUUUGGGUAAGACCCCAGUAUGGAACGGGAACUUGAUUCAUUAUUCAGGCGGCUAUAGAGUCAGUGAUAUGAAGGACUGCAUCGAAUUGCUCGUCCAAUACCUCAUUGCUCCGGUCGAACACGAUGAAUUUUUCAAAAAAUACGCUACCAGAAAAUUCAUGAAAGCCAGUAUAUUAUGUCGAAGCUGGGCUAAAAAAAUCGUGUCUGAGAAUAAGGAUAUAUUUGCUAAUGAUUUAUUCAUUAAUAAGGCUGAAAAUUAA